UCUCAUCAGGGGCACCUGGUGCAGGUGAAUCAGAGCGCGCGCUGGAGAGCAGCUGGUCAAAACGCUGGGGGACAGACUGGAGUGCAGAGUGGACCCGUACAGAGUAGACCCGUACAGAGUAGACCCGUACCGAAGACCCGGUCUAGAGGAAGAUCUGAUAGAGACCGAGGAGGCAGCAGUCUGAAGAUGAAGCUGGUUAUAAGCAGCUGCAUGUUAGCCUUCAUCCUGGGCUGUAAUCUCACCUCAGCAAUCGUUCAUAGAGUGGUCCAGGAGAAGGACCUAGUCCUUUUGAGAUGUCCUCGCUCUGUGGAGGGUAACGUGACGUGGAGCAGAGAGAGGGGCGGAAACAAAGUGGACAUCCUUACAACUGAUGGUGACAAGGACAUAAAACACAUCCACGAUCCUUAUAGAUAUUACAGUUCAUUGGCGGACAAAUCUCUACAGAUUGUCAAAAUGAAGAUUUCAGACUCUGGACGAUAUUUCUGUAAUAAUGAAGCAGCUGUGGAUCUGAUCCCAUCAGGAACACACAUUUAUGAUGCUCAAGAGAUGACCCACAUCACUCUGCUCUGCCCUGCUGAUGUUGGAGGAUCAGAGGAUCCAAAGUGGAGCACAGACGCUGGUGAAAUACAACAAGGAGGAAGGAUUCAAGUCUCAACAGUUGACAACACACUGACUAUCAGAGACCUGCAGCCUGCUGACUCCGGUCUUUACUACUGUGGAGGAAAACCUGCUGGGUACCUGAAUGUGAUCACACAUGAUCAGAGAGGUGAAAAGGCAGAAACAACAACAACUGUACCUUUAACUACACCGGCACACAGUGACUUGAAUACAACAAAGAAACGAAACAAGAAACCCAAAGGAGAAAAGGACAAGAAGAAGGGGAAGAAGACAACAACUACACCAACCACCACAUCAACACGACCAACACUCACAGAGGGGAAGAAGACAACAACUCCACCGACCACCACAUCAACACGACCAACACACACAGAGGGGAAGACGACAACGCCAACUACACCGACCACCACAUCAACACGACCAACACUCACAGAGGGGAAGAAGACAACAACUACACCGACCACCACAUCAACACAACCAACACUCACAGAGGGGAAGAAGACAACAACUACACCAACCACCACAUCAACACAACCAACACACACAGAGGGGAAGAAGACAACAACUACACCGACCACCACAUCAACACGACCAACACACACAGAGUCUUCAGGAGAACCUCGUCAGAUAUGGAUGAUGGUGUUGAAAACAGCUGUCCCCUCUCUCCUCUUCCUCCUCCUCAUCAUCAUCAUCAUGGUUGUCUACUUCAGGAGACGCAGAUUUAAAAAACAAGAUGAAGAAGUAGGUCCCGUCUACGAGGAAAUACAGGACGGAUUCGUGUGUCUGACUGUGAACGAUGGUUCAAAUCAAAAUGAUCACACGUAUCACACCAUCUCACAUCUUCCACUGAAGGAGAAAAGGACUGACACGCCUCUGCAAAAUGAGUGUCCUUACUCCUUACUUGAAGCCGUGAGCGCUGGAGGAAAUCCUCAAGGUCCGAUGAAAUGACGGGUAACUUUUAUUGAUCUUGGGAGAAAACGUCUGAGAACAUCAGCGACCGGAGAACCGAAGCUUGAGCUGAAUAUUCUGCAGGAAGUCAAACUUUUAGUUUUGUCAUUAAAAGUUAACUUUAAUGUCUGUGUCUUUAAAAUGUCUGUUUAAACAUCUGGAGACGUGAAGCUGUCACACAGCUGUGCUUCAGGCUGGUAAUUGUAUAAAUGUAUGAUAUCUGUUAUUAUUUAAAUGCUUCUAUAAUGAUCAUUAUAAAUGAUUACUGUGAGCUGAGAGUACGGUCAGCUGAUGAUGAGCUCAUCGUGUGGUUAAGACUGACUCAGUUAGACAGAUGUAAACAUGAGCUGUUGUCUGAAGGUGUUUCUGUAAAACCUGUA
Notolabrus celidotus (New Zealand spotty) is the source of this 1946-nucleotide messenger RNA. RefSeq names its product cell wall integrity and stress response component 4-like. The transcript is spliced from 16 exons. Lineage: Eukaryota; Metazoa; Chordata; Actinopteri; Labriformes; Labridae. The record is from RefSeq and is a predicted model, not a curated record. Bases 187 to 1566 code for a protein of 459 amino acids.